AAAUUAACCGUAACCGUGUUCGCAUAAAAAGAAAUAAAAUGUUUCUUACGACAUUAAUUAUAGUCAGCUUUUUAGCUUCGUAUGUAGUUAGUGAUUCCUGUGUGACUUACAAUUUCGAAGAAAACUUUGAUAUAUUAUUAAGCUGCAGCAACCUGCAUCCGUGGAUUCUUGGCGAGUACAGCAACUUGAAUUUAAACAGUCCAAAUGAACGUAGCACCAAGUUUAUUACACCCCUACCUAAUCCUAGCUGUUGGUCAUCCUUCCCAUUUAUAAUGAGCCAGAAUGGUAGAAUUGAAAUUAAAAUUUACAUGGAUUCAGAAAACGGUGGUGCUAACUUAAAUAUUAUCAUCUUCAAUGAUAGUGAUGGUUCUGCGGCAGGAUUUGGUUCCGCAAACUCUGGUAUAAAAGGGUGGCAGACAAUAAAUGUACAAUUAAUGAUAUCUACAAAUAUUAAAGGCUAUAUAUCCAUUAUGGGCAUGGCAUCAGCUGGGUCUACACUUUUAGUUGAUUCAUUCCGCUACAUACCACCUGGUAUGGAUGAAAGUUUAUGCCAGAUUUAUCCAGAUCCACCGAUAACACCCCAAUAGACGACGACAACGGAACCAACAACUACUCCAGAACCAACAACUACUCCGGAACCAACAACUACUCCGGAACCAACAACUACUCCGGAACCAACAACUACUCCAGAACCAACAACUACUCCGGAACCAACAACUACUCCGGAACCAACAACUACUCCGGAACCAACAACUACUCCGGAACCAACAACUACUCCGGAACCAACAACUACUCCGGAACCAACAACAACAUCGUGGUCGACUGAAACUACCAAAUCAACAGUAACUAGCCCGGUGUCAACGACUGCCAGACCUUGCGUUAGACCACCCACUGAUGCGGAAGAUACAACAUGGUUUUGGACCAAAAUAAUCAUUGCCUUGGUCAUUCUUUUAAAUCUGGUAGUGCUAGUUUUGACAUGUAUUAUAUUUUACGAACUCGGACGAAGGAAAGCUGCAUUACCAUCUACUAAACGUGGAGUUUCUUCAUCGGAAUGAUUAAUUCUGUGUAUACGAUUGUACUAAACUAUGCUUGCAUAUCAAUAGCAAACUUUACUUUACUUUUUUUUCUAUUAGUUUAUUCAGAGGUUAACUUAGUAAAUGGCUUGAGCAUUUU
Messenger RNA from Spodoptera frugiperda (fall armyworm), 1173 nucleotides. RefSeq lists its product as uncharacterized. Bases 39 to 587 code for a protein of 182 amino acids. Lineage: Eukaryota; Metazoa; Arthropoda; Insecta; Lepidoptera; Noctuidae. The record is from RefSeq and is a predicted model, not a curated record. The transcript has 3 exons.